Messenger RNA from Cavia porcellus (domestic guinea pig), 1211 nucleotides. It is a transcript of the gene Nudcd2, whose product is annotated as NudC domain containing 2. The transcript has 4 exons. Gene Ontology annotation, biological process: protein folding. The record is from RefSeq and is a predicted model, not a curated record. NCBI's taxonomy places the organism in Eukaryota, Metazoa, Chordata, Mammalia, Rodentia, Caviidae. Bases 472 to 816 code for a protein of 114 amino acids. Gene Ontology annotation, cellular component: cytoplasm.
GGCAGGUCGGGACUCAGCGCCCUCCUCUCGACCUCCGCCAACCCCGAGUCUUGAAACUCGUUGUUUCCCAGAAAUAACGUGGGCAGGACUCCUCCACUGAGGAGCAGAAAGAGAAAAGUAAACUCAGCCUGGUUUGGGUCUGAUGGGAGCACUGUGCUUAGGGCAAAUCCUGAGGUGUGGAAUUUCCAGAUCUCAUUUUCCUGUUUUGUUUCCAAAACAAGUUAGGUUAUCGUUCCUGGUUCGUCUCGGGGGGCCCUCUGCUUAAUUGAUUGGGAACAAUAUGUACAGUACAUAACGGUUUCUUCGAGGCAUUGAACUAGAUACCAAGAGUACAGAAUCCUCUGCAUUGACGUUUACCUUCACUAUGUGUAAGCAGGUGUAGGAAAGUGUAGAAGGGAUCGAGGGAUAGGAUGAGAAUUCAGGUAUGUCAGGAGAUUUACUUCUCUCAUCCAAAAUUACGUGUACCCUGACAUGUUUGUGGAGCAGACAAGCAGAGGGCGGGAAGAAGUAUUUUAUGUGUUUAUUUUUCAGGGCAAACUCUUUGAUUCUACAAUAGCUGAUGAAGGAACAUGGACUUUGGAGGAUAGAAAAAUGGUCCGCAUUGUUCUUACUAAGACAAAGAGAGAUGCAGCAAACUGCUGGACUUCUCUUCUAGAAUCUGAAUAUGCUGCUGAUCCUUGGGUGCAGGACCAAAUGCAGAGAAAGCUUACUUUGGAAAGGUUCCAGAAAGAAAAUCCUGGUUUUGACUUCAGUGGAGCAGAAAUCUCAGGAAACUAUACUAAAGGUGGACCAGAUUUCUCGAACCUUGAGAAAUAAUUGCUAUUUUUUAAAUGCAUUCUGUGGAUCCUAACAAAUAUUACCAAUUUAAUCAAAGGAACAGAUUAUGUAAUAGAAGACGACUAAGGAUGCCUACGGUUAACAAAUUGUAAAAUAUAUUUAAGUAUGGUUCUAAAAUUGUAUUUAAAUAUGAUUUACAUAGGAAACGUACUACGAGAGCUAAUCUAUGGAUAUAUGAUAACUUUUUGGACUUGUUUUUGCUCAGCAUGACAUUUUAUAUGCUGCAUUUUACUAAUUUCAUAUUUAAUUGUAUUUUUACUACAAAAAACAUCAAUGUAUGUGAUAUGAAAUGAAAGUAUGCCAUCAGGGAAAAAUUGUUUUUCUUUGCUAAGUGUGAUGCAGGAAUAACAUUCAAUAAACUCUUCUAAAUAGAA